AUGAAAGGCGACGGAGCAGCUGUGUGGUUGGACCGUGAGUGGCAGCGAGGAAUAGUAUGCACUCCGACCAUGAGCGAUAAAGUGACAACCUUGGACGUGUUCCUUAUCGACGUCGGAAAGACGGUUAACAUAUCAAAAGAUCAGGUCUUACCUUUGCAUAGUUACUACAACAACAAGCCUCCGUUCGCUGUCUGCUGUUCUAUUGGCUGUUUCGACAUAUUUCAUGGGAGGCGUCCUGACUUGGUGGACGAGUGUUACAAAAUGGCAGUCGCUCUAUUGAAAGCGAAACCGGAAACGUUGCUGGCCGAGAUUAAAGACAAGAUCUGGGACAACAAGGAGAAACUGAAAGUGCGGCUGUGCUAUCGUCAGUCGAAGCCAGCUAUUUUCAUCCCGGACUACUUGGUCGAAGACAAGAUCAUCGAUCUUCGAUAA
Molecule: messenger RNA, 432 nt
Organism: Ostertagia ostertagi
Lineage: Eukaryota; Metazoa; Nematoda; Chromadorea; Rhabditida; Trichostrongylidae
Source: the annotation of a GenBank genome assembly